Molecule: messenger RNA, 1929 nt
Organism: Nymphaea colorata (pocket water lily)
Lineage: Eukaryota; Viridiplantae; Streptophyta; Magnoliopsida; Nymphaeales; Nymphaeaceae
Product: putative disease resistance protein RGA3
Exons: 4
Coding region: 1-1929 (642 amino acids)
Biological process (GO): defense response to other organism
Molecular function (GO): ADP binding
Source: RefSeq, a predicted model, not a curated record
AUGACAGGCAAGCGUGAUGUUUUUAUUAUCUCUAUUGUAGGAGAAGGCGGGAUCGGCAAGACUACUCUUGCAAAAAUUGUCUUUAGUGAAGUCAAACAACAGUUCGAGGAACGUAGGUGGUGGGUUUGCGUUUCUGAGAGGCCAAAGGGUAAGGAUUUAUUGCGGAAAAUACUGAAGGAAGGAGAGGUAGAGAGCACUCUUAUGAGAGGUGCAAUGGGGAGCAAAAUUUUGAUCACUAGUCGAAAUAUAGAUGUCUCCAAAGGGAUCGGAGCUUUAUAUAUGCAUAGAUGGCCAAUGUUGAGAGAAGAUGAGAGUUGGAAUUUAUUUUUGAACAAGGCAUUGAGGACCGAAAUUGAUUUGGUGCGCCACAAGUUGCAAGAUAUUGCAAAAGCAAUAGUCAAGAAGUGUGGUGGGUUGCCACUUGUGGUCCAAACAGUUGGGUCCUUAAUGCGAACAAAAAACAUGAAAAAAGCAGAGUGGAAGGAGGUUGCGGAUAGUGUGAUUUGGGAAUGGAAGAUGCCUGCCUCUUCCUCUUCCUCUCAAUAUGGUAGCAUUCUUCCUGGUCUCAUACUGAGCUACGAUGACUUGCCGCCUUAUUUGAGGAGUUGUUUUGUUUAUUGCAGCAUUUUCCCAAAGAAUCAUGAGAUCAAAAGGGAGGGAUUGAUCAUGCAAUGGGUGGCACAUGGUGGAAAGGAAUAUAGGCAUGCGUCUGCUACUGAGCAAACCCGCCAUUUGUCAUUACAUGGUGAAGCGGCCAUGCAAUAUAAUGCCUCAGUUGCAGCAAACAAGGUGCGGACAAUAUUGUUGAGUGCAUCCUUGUCUUCAGUGGAAUUCACCAAUUUUAAGUGGUUGAGGGUGUUGUCAUUGAGGGGAUGUCAAAUGGAUGAGCUACCAAACUCCAUUGAAUGCCUUUCACUUCCAAAAUAUCUUGAUCUAAGUGUGUCUAAUGUGAGACGGUUGCCCAGUUCAAUCGCUAACAUGCCUGCCUUGGAGUCGUUGGAGGUAAGAUAUUGUCACAGCCUAGAGCAAGUAGGUGAGAUGCCUGCUCUCAAGUCAUUGAAGGUGGACAGAUGUGAUGGGCUGAAGGCUCUGGCCAACAUGCCUGCCUUGGAGUCGCCGGACGUGAGAGAUUGUAACAGCCUAGAGCAAGUAGCAGAUUAUCACAUGCCAGCUUUAAAAAGAUUGAGGUUGUCUGACCUAAACACUCUGAAGCAGCUCCCUACUCGCCUUCCUUCACUUGAGGAACUGAUAAUGGAGAAUUUGGCCAACUGGGAGGGGUGGGCAGCAGCUGCAACAGGGGAAACAAUAUUUACUUCUAUGCCAUGCUUAAGAGAGGCGUAUUUUUACAAAUGUCCAAAGAUGCAGACACAAGGCAUGAUUGAUGAGUUGGCACGGCUCCAAACUCUGAGAGUGACGAAAUGCCCAAGUGCAAGAUUGGGAUGGAAAUUGCUUAAAAACAUGCCUAACCUCAUUUACUUGGAACUAGAUGGACCAGCUUUGGAAUCAACACUGCCAUCACCAUUGUCAUUGCAGGUAUCAACAUUUCUACCCUCCCUCGAGUCUCUCACAUUGAAGGAUAACAACACUGAAGAUCUCAAAUGGGGAAAGGUGCCUGAGUCGGUGUGGGGUCUCUCCCAACUAAAGGAAUUGAGACUCGAAAGCUUCACUGAGGACAUCAGCUUGGGAGGCCGCUGGCAAUGCCUUCCAAAACUGAAAGACCUUCGGCUUUCUGACUUCCCCAAUCUCAAGUCUCUUGUGGACGUCAAUAAUAUUACUCCCCAACAAAAUGAACCAACAUGUCCCACAGAUGCACAGGAACAGAUCGCCUGCCUCUCAAAGCUUGAUUGCAUACAUAUUUCCACAUGCCCCGCACUUGAUCUGCUGCAGGUUAGAAAGAAGAUGACUAGUGUUGCUAUAAGAUGUCACUGA